GUUCCUUUGCUCAUUACCAGGCUACUCAGACGAUAUGAAGAUUAUGGAAGAUGUAAAAGUGGCCGGUCGGAAGUGCGAAUGGAGCAAGCACAUGGACAAGCACAAGCACAGACACAAGCACAAGCACAGCCGACCGUAUAAGUGCUUGCCAUCGGGAUGUGAGACUUGCUGGAUUUACAUAUUCUGGCGGCCCCCCGUGGACCAUAUUCGAAGCUAAUGGCAGGGUUCCCGUAUCACGAGCGCGAGGC
Messenger RNA from Daldinia vernicosa, 248 nucleotides. RefSeq lists its product as uncharacterized. NCBI's taxonomy places the organism in Eukaryota, Fungi, Ascomycota, Sordariomycetes, Xylariales, Hypoxylaceae. The record is from RefSeq and is a predicted model, not a curated record. The coding region runs from base 35 to 217 and encodes 60 amino acids. The transcript is spliced from 2 exons.